ACGGUUUGUUUGUUUUCGCGCAGAGUUCCGCUUUGGUUCGUUCGUUUUUCCUCUUUUAAUCUCAGGAGAAGCCGUUUUAUUUUGUGUUAUUUAGAAUUUAAACAGAAUGAACUCUCCACCUUGGCGUAAAGGAAAGAAACUGGUUCACCUGGAUUUAAAAGGUGCUCCACCAAGAAGGGAAUACUUGUACCAGCUGAUGGACCUCUUCUCCUGUCUGGGAGCUGACGGUCUCCUGGUGGAGUACGAGGACAUGUUUCCUUAUGAGGGUGACCUGAAGCUGCUGCAGGCCACGGAACCUCCUGCUUACAGUCGAGACGACAUCUUGUCCAUUCAAAACUGUGCCAAAUGUAAGGGGUUAGAGGUCGUCCCCUUGGUGCAGACAUUUGGUCACAUGGAGUUUGUGCUGAAGCAUCGGCCCCUGAAGGGCCUCAGAGAGGUUCCACAGUGUUUGGGCACCCUGAACCCCCACAGAGAGGAGGGGGUGAAGCUGGUGAUGGAGAUGCUGAGGCAGGUUGUGGUGCUGCAUCCGGACCUCCACACGCUGCACAUUGGAGCAGACGAGGUGUAUCUGCUCGGUGAGGGGGAAGAGUCAAAACAGUGGCUGGCCACACCUGGACAUACGGUGGAGCAGCUUUUUCUGAGACACGUCACCAAAGUGGCCAAGGCUGUCAAGGAGGCGUGGCCUCACAUAACCAUUAUAAUGUGGGAUGACAUGAUGAGAAACAUGAGCCAUGAGACGCUUAAAGUGAGUGGACUGGUCGGCCUCGUGCAGCCCAUGCUAUGGGACUACACACCUGCUCUGGAUGUGGACAGAACCGUGUCCCUGCUGGAGAAGUACUGCAGUGCCGGUAUGUCAGAGCUGUGGGCAGCCAGUUCCUUUAAAGGCUCAACAUGCAGUUACACGUGUGUGACCAACACACAGAGACACGUGGACAACCACCUGCAGUGGCUGAAGGUGGCGGCUUCCGUCUCUGCUGGGAUCAACCUGCAGGGCAUCGCCCUGACAGGCUGGCAAAGGUAUGACCACCUAUCAGUGCUGUGCGAGCUGAUGCCUGUGGCUCUCCCGUCAUUGGCGGCCUGCCUGCAGACCCUCAUCCACGGCCAGUUCAGUGCUGAAGUUCAAGGCACAGUGGGUGAGAAGCUGAGCGUCUCCUCCGUGGAGGUCAAGGAGAUGGGGAGACAUUCUGCAGAGGAGUCGUCGUUUGCAGGGAAGAAGCUUGCAGAGUUAAUCGUGGAGCUCAGUUCACUGCUCAACUCAGACGACAUCCGGUUUUUUGACAAUGGCAUGUUGGUCAGAGGAUGGUUCAGCCCGUACCAGCGGCGCCGGAAGCUGGUGAACCCGUUCUUCAUCAUGCAGAUUCACAGUCAGGCAGCAACGUAUCUGACUGCACUGGGUCAGAAGGUGGACACUCUGAGAAACGAGAUGGUGCAUCUUUACCCAGAACAGACAGUGGACGAGUGGAUCGAGCAGCACGUCAACCCUGUGGUGACGCCUUUACGCAGGAUUACAGACGACAUCGAAGCCUGUCUGGAAGAGCUGAUGCCAUAACAUUAAAAAACGGAUCGGAGAAUAUAAUCCAGGGUUUGUGUUAAAAAAACAAAACAUUUAUAUCAUUCCUGACAAAGUAUCAAAACAAAUAAAAUGCCUCAGUAGAUAAGGUAAGUGGCAGAUCCCUGAUUAGAUCCAAGCUUCAGAGGACAAAGGGCUCGCCUGAGACUUUGGUUUACAAAAACUGAACUUGUACUUAAAUGAGCCACGAAAGUCCUUCAUGCUUGGCUGCAGCCAGCAUUCAUCUGGUUUGUGAGAAAACAUGCAGAUGUUUUUAAAACAGGGAGGUCCAGAAAACAGGGAAACAGAGCAUUUUCAGUUCCCUCCACUGACACACAAACAGUCAUUAGAGUUCAGCAGGAAGACACCCAAAGUCUCAAACAGUAAUUAGAUCAUUUAGAUCAGUGUUAUGGUCUCACCAUAUAACCUGGGGAUUAGUUUGAAAAUGGGAC
Molecule: messenger RNA, 2001 nt
Organism: Thalassophryne amazonica
Lineage: Eukaryota; Metazoa; Chordata; Actinopteri; Batrachoidiformes; Batrachoididae
Gene: hexd
Product: hexosaminidase (glycosyl hydrolase family 20, catalytic domain) containing
Exons: 11
Coding region: 107-1549 (480 amino acids)
Biological process (GO): carbohydrate metabolic process
Molecular function (GO): hexosaminidase activity
Source: RefSeq, a predicted model, not a curated record